This is a messenger RNA of Argiope bruennichi, 2731 nucleotides long. RefSeq lists its product as uncharacterized. Gene Ontology annotation, biological process: proteolysis. The transcript has 8 exons. The coding region runs from base 114 to 2720 and encodes 868 amino acids. The record is from RefSeq and is a predicted model, not a curated record. Gene Ontology annotation, molecular function: serine-type endopeptidase activity. NCBI's taxonomy places the organism in Eukaryota, Metazoa, Arthropoda, Arachnida, Araneae, Araneidae.
CUUCCUUACAUGACAUGAUUCAUUACAUAUUCUUAUAAUAGUGCUGCUCUGAGAAUGCAAUAUUUUUAGGAAACUUAUAUAAGGAAUGAGAGCAGAGACUUCGUCUUAAAAAGAUGAAACGUGCGAAUAUAGAUGCAAGGCAUACGGCCGUAUUUGUCUUGGUGAUUUUAUUUCAAUUAACAAAUGUAGUAUCCGGAGCUUCACUAGGAAACUUAAAACUGUUUAAUGAAACUCUUGAUGAAGAAGAGGAACGUAGAACAGUCCUUCAAAAUAUCCAAAAAAAUUACGCAGAUGAGUUCGGAAACUAUGAAAUGGCAGACAUCGAGAACUUUUUAUCCGAUUUUAUGACUCCUGUGAAGAAAACCAAGCCGAUUUAUGCAUCUAAAACAUUUUUUGGGUCUGGCCAAUUUUUUGGUGUUCAUGAAAGAUCCAAAGACGACUCGCAAUAUCAGCCUUGGAACCCAUUUCGAGCAAAUCGUGUCAUAGAAUCUCAACCUUCAUAUUUUGAUGUCCCUGAUGACUUAUUCCAACAACAUGUAUAUAGCGAAAAUGAUCAGGAAACCUCUUAUUACCAGACGGAUUAUGAAAAAGUUUCCGAUUUUCCUCGCGGGCUUGGGGACCUUUCGGAAGAUAGCCUUCCUUUCAAAGAAAUUGCUAGCUCUGAAGGUUUAUUACGUGAAGUUUCUCGCCCGGCGGAUGACGGUGUCGAAGGUUUGGUGGAUGCUGGAUCCCACCUGGCGGAUGACGGUGUCGAAGGUUUGGUGGAUGCUGGAUCCCACCUGGCGGAUGACGGUGUCGAAGGUUUGGUGGAUGCUGGAUCCCACCUGGCGGAUGACGGUGUCGAAGGUUUGGUGGAUGCUGGAUCCCACCUGGCGGAUGACGGUGUCGAAGGUUUGGUGGAUGCUGGAUCCCACCUGGCGGAUGACGGUGUCGAAGGUUUGGUGGAUGCUGGAUCCCACCUGGCGGAUGACGGUGUCGAAGGUCUGGUGGAUGCUGGAUCCCACCUGGCGGAUGACGGUGUCGAAGGUCUGGUGGAUGCUGGAUCCCACCUGGCGGAUGACGGUGUCGAAGGUCUGGUGGAUGCUGGAUCCCACCUGGCGGAUGACGGUGUCGAAGGUAUGGUGGAUGCUGGAUCCCGUCCUGAAGAAGGGGACUUGGAUUUGAAGGAUUUUCACCCGGAAGAAGUAAAAACAGUAAUUAGAUUUGCUCAAUCCUCUAUGGAAAGUGAGGGCAGCGAGUUUGAAGAACUCGAUGAUUUAACCGAAAAUCGGGAGAAUUUAUCUGUUCAAUCGGUGAAUGGUGAUGACAAAAUAUCUGAUGCACCUAAAAAUCUGGAAAGUGAUCUUAUUUUAAGAGAGAAUGGCGACUCCGAGUUUGAUAAAUUUAAUGUCUCAAAAGUAUUUCAGGAUAUAUUGAGCUUUAACACGUCAAACACAAUGGAUCCUAGUGAGAAUUCUAGAAAUGAAGAUCAAAUUUUGAAUCUAGAAGAGCAAAGCAUAAAUGAAUCUCAUUUAGGCAAAACUACCGAUGAACAUUUAAAGAAAGUACAAAGAGAUGAAGAUUCUGAUUUAAAGGAAUUUGUUGAAAAGCAAAAUUUCGAUAAGGUGUCGGUCGCAUUGGAAGACCCGGAUUUCCUCCAGUUUAAUAUCGAUGAAUUUCAAAGUAGUGGUGAUAUGGAUGAUAGUUUUGACGUAGCCUUGACAGACACUAGACUUGAAAGUAAAUCUGGACGUAUAAUAGAUUUUUUUCCCAGAGGGAAUAACACAGCAGAAUGCACUACUCCUAAAGGAGAACCGGGUCACUGCCGUAGUGUGACUCAGUGUCCUCUGAGUGCCCUUGAGAGCAACUUUAACUUAUUUUUACAAUAUGUAUGCUUAUCGAGGGGCGUUUUAAUAGGAAUUUGCUGCCCAGAUAACCCCGUGAUUGAAAUUUCAGAUCCCACAGAAAAUUCUACUGGGACUAACGUGACGGAAUUUAAGCAACCUGACGAUGGAUGUGGUCUCAAUUCUAAUACCAGGAUAGUUGGAGGGAAAGUAUCUCUACCUCAUGAAUGGACAUGGAUGGUUGCCCUACUGCGACGAAAUAGGUUUUUCUGUGGUGGAGUGAUCAUCAAUGACUGGUACAUUCUCACAGCUGCUCAUUGCGUGAUGGGAAUUAAAGUGAAAGACCUCAAAGUUAGACUAGGGGAAUACAACUUUAGCGAGAAAAAUGAGCACCAGGAAGAUAUACCAGUGGCCGAAAUAAAACGACAUGCCCUCUUUGUGACUUUAACCUUUCAGCAUGAUAUUGCUUUGUUGAAAUUGAAGAGAAGAAUAGAAUAUACAAAGUUUAUAGGCAGUAUAUGUUUGCCCAAUCCAAAAAGUGGAAAUUAUACCAAUGUGAAUGCCACGGUUGUUGGUUGGGGUACGGUAGCAUUUGGUGGUACAGCAAGUCCAGUUUUACGCCAAGUAACGGUGCCUGUUUGGGAUAACGAUGAAUGUGACAGAACGUAUCGACUAGAAAGAAUAACGAAUGCAUUCAUGUGUGCUGGAUCUCCUGAAAAUGGGGAAGACGCUUGCCAGGGAGAUUCGGGAGGUCCUUUAAUGACUCUUAGUGAAGAAGGUCGUUGGGAAGUAAUCGGAAUAGUUUCUUGGGGACGGCGUUGCGGGGACCCCACGUUUCCUGGCGUCUACACUCGAGUUAGCUCGUACUUGAACUGGAUCACUGAAAAUGCAAAUUGAAAAGAGACCUU